ACGAGACUUACCGCGCCGAAGACGCAACGAUGAAGCGAAGGUGCGACGGCCGCGCCUCGACCAUCGUACACCACUUGCGGCAUCGAGAACUUCAGCACCGCUAUGCCCCCCAACCGCCACGCUAUGAGCGAGCUCAUAUGCUGUCGUACUUGUCAUGGGACUCUUCGACAACGAUCAACCCGAACGGGCGAGUCGAGCUCUACGUGAAGCGACCGCUCCUGAUGACAUUGCGCAGCGACAGGCAGGACGUGUACAUGAGCCAAGAUGAAACGUAUGAACAUCGUAUACCUCCCUUCCAUGUCGCAUUUAGCGAGAAGCGGAUGCAUGGCACACUGCUUGCAGUGGCAGACGAAGAAGGGUGGGUGAGUCUCUUCACCACCCACGACAGAAAGCCCCAUUUGCCACAACAUCACCAGUCUUGUAACCACGAGCGACCCAUGUCCAAGUUCUCGGCACAUCAAAAUGCCAUCUUUGACUUGAUUUGGUGCAGCGACGACGCACACAUUGCGACUGCAUCUGGCGACCAGCAUCUCAGCGUAUGGGACGUCGAAACGUCUGCCAAGCUGUGCCACUUCGAAGGCCACUCCAUGAGUGUCAAAUGCGUCCGACAGAUGCCUGGCAGCCCGCAUGUAUUUGCGUCAGGGUCGCGGGACGGCAACGUGUACUUCUGGGAUACGCGGCAUCCCUAUCCAGUCUCGAGUGAUCCAAACGGGGUGGCGACGUUCCGGCCCGUGGAUAGCUGCAUUCGAUGUCAUGACUUUGACUCGUCUGCGACGGACAGACGCAAGAAGCGGCGGAUGUCGAUCCCGAAUGCCCAACGCAGCGUCACGUGCGUCGAGUUUACUGGCGACGGCAACCAGCUCAUUUCGUCCGGCGCUGUGGAUGGCAUGGUCAAAUUUUGGGACUUGCGCGCCAUGGAAAAGGACGCAUUUAAGCUCGUGCGAUCGUUCAGCUGUUUGAAUCCAAACGGCAGGCGGUACGGUAUCUCGUCGCUCACGUUGGACCACACCAAGACCAAGUUGCUCGUGAGUGCCGCCAGCAACGACAUCUUUCUUUACGACCUCGUGCGAGCAACGAACGACCCGGUUGCCAAAUAUUAUGGCCACAAAAACUCGUCCUUUUAUGUCAAGUCAGGCUUCAGCCCGGACAGCAACUUCGUCGUGAGUGGGUCCGUCGACCACAACGUGUACAUUUGGGAUGCCCAGUCCGCCGGCGCCCCUGCCGUCGUCCUCCGUGGCCACGAGGGCGAAGUUAGCAGCGUCGUUUGGUGCAAAGCGGACUUUUCCAAGAUCGCUAGCUGCUCCGACGAUGGCACUGUCCGCGUGUGGCACAUGGGCCAUGACAUGGACGAGACCUCCAUGCUACAGAACACAACGUCGUCAUGCGGCAGGGGCUGUCACGUCGGUCGCGCAGAAGUGUAUCCCGAGUCGCCAAUGCCAUCGUCAACCAUCCAUGGGCUCGUCGUUGCGCAUGCUCCCCCUGCAUCGGUGACGAUAUCACCGGCGGCCGCCGCGACAACGAGUCGACCUUCCGCCGCUGCAGCUCAACCCACGACGUUGCACCACUUCUGGAAAUAGUGUUUCGUUGGCUGCCGAGAAGAACCAAAACCCCACGUAUUUAUCUCGUGCACCCACACAAACAAGUGCAGCCCAAAAACUAGGGAGAAUGACGAUGGAAUUAUGUGGACCAGUACAAGUCUUGCUCAAUGUCGAA
Aphanomyces invadans is the source of this 1713-nucleotide messenger RNA. RefSeq lists its product as hypothetical. Gene Ontology annotation, molecular function: protein binding; protein-macromolecule adaptor activity. Gene Ontology annotation, cellular component: nucleus. The record is from RefSeq and is a predicted model, not a curated record. The transcript has 4 exons. Gene Ontology annotation, biological process: proteasome-mediated ubiquitin-dependent protein catabolic process. The coding region runs from base 30 to 1577 and encodes 515 amino acids. NCBI's taxonomy places the organism in Eukaryota, Oomycota, Saprolegniomycetes, Saprolegniales, Verrucalvaceae.